Vigna radiata var. radiata (mung bean) is the source of this 888-nucleotide messenger RNA. RefSeq lists its product as uncharacterized. The transcript is spliced from 3 exons. The record is from RefSeq and is a predicted model, not a curated record. NCBI's taxonomy places the organism in Eukaryota, Viridiplantae, Streptophyta, Magnoliopsida, Fabales, Fabaceae. Bases 149 to 562 code for a protein of 137 amino acids.
UGUUUUUGUGCAAGGUUGAUAAAUGUUACCUUUGUUUGCAUUUAUCUCCUUAAAACCCGACCUCGACGCUUGUGUCUCAGUCUCAGUCUCACUUUAGCUUUCAGUUUCAGAUCUCUCUUUCAUCACACCAAUUUCCAGGAUUUGAAACAUGGCAGAUUCAAAACCAGGAUUGAGGAAGCCCGUGUUCACCAAGGUUGAACAGCUUCGCCCAGGAACGAGUGGGCACACUUUAACCGUGAAGGUGGUCAAUGUUAAGAUGGUGAUGCAGAAAGGUCGCUCCGAUGGUCCUCAAUCCCGUCAAAUGCGAAUUGCUGAAUGUUUGGUUGGUGAUGAGACUGGAAUGAUCAUAUUUACUGCCAGAAAUGAUCAAGUGGAUUUGAUGAAAGAGGGCUCUACUGUGAUCCUUCGUAAUGCGAAAAUUGACAUGUUCAAAGGAUCAAUGCGACUUGCUGUGGACAAGUGGGGCCGUGUUGAAGUCACAGAUGCUGCUAGUUUCACUGUGAAGGAGGAUAAUAACUUGUCUCUUAUUGAGUACGAACUGGUGAAUGUUGUUGUGGAAUAACUUGUUUUGGAAAUUGUGGAACUUCUACUUAGAAUAAAAACAAAUCAAGUUUUUCUAUGGGACAUCUCAGCAUGGCCAUCACAUUCACCUCAGUUUAGGAAUAGAGAUUUGAGAAGCCAGUACAGUACCAACACUGCAUCUUACUGUUGAACUUCUUGUAGCUUCAACCAUUGAACAAACGGUGACUGUUAGUGCAAAAAAGAAUAUGAGAAUUGGCUUCCAAAUCAUGCUUUUUGUUAUGCUAUCUCUUGACAAUUUUGGAUUAUGUGUAUCAGAAUAUUCUACAUGGCAGGUGAAUGUUUAUAUUUUAUGUUACCCUUCGUUUA